AUGUGGUCUGCAAACACCAAGAUUCGUCUUCCUUACCCAUUUUUGACAACAUUCCACCUUGUUCCAUUACAUGACGCUCAAAAGAAUGAGGUGUUUCAGCUGGGCGAGGAAGAAGGCUUUGCUGGCGACGCUCCUCUGCCUGUAGAACUCCACCAUGACAGUAUUUCAUUCACGAGACCAAGAGUUUCAACCUCCACUGGUCUUCCCGCAAUCACUGCUUUACGUCAACAAGGGCCUCGACAGGGUCCCGUUGGCAUAUGUGCAUGGAGCAGUACUGGAGUCGUCACACUCAGUCAUAUUUGGCUAGUCCUCUACACGAUAUUUACCAUCGAACCCGACCUAGAGACAUUUCGACUACAAUUAAAGGGGCCUGGUAGUGAUACCAUAAGCAAGGACUUGCGUCUGUCCAUGGUGGCCCUCGAUUCCGAUGGAUGCUCUGUGAUUUUCCGCAACAGUUUCUGGCAGGGGUGCGCCUCGCCGCUAGGCUCUCAUUCGAUUUGGACAGCGUCCGCAAAAAGCGCCGUGCCACAUGUACACUACGUGACCACGUCUACAACAAAAUUACGGCGCAGCCACCCACUCCGUCCUCCCAAAUCUGCAUCAGGCUCGAUCGCUUACAGUCGUUACAUUCCAAGUUUGGAUAAAGUCUUUUCUCUGGUUGUUAUUGAUCAUCAGGACCCGACCCAUGUCGAAUUCUUCCACCAGUCACGAAGAACAUCUUCUCCAACCAGAGACUUAGGAAUGCAAGGGGACUCCCUCGAGGAGGACUAUGAAUACCUUCGCAGACAAAACGAUGACGCACAUACAAUCGGUCUACUGGGUCAAUUUGAUGGGACAUUAUUUGGAUAUUUUGAGGUGUUCUGGGCCAAGGAGGAUCCUUUAGGCGUGGCCAGCGACGCUGGUGAUUUUGAUCGCGGAUUGAACUCCUCGAUCGGAUACUCUUCCUUCAAAUCUCGGCGCUGGCUGCAAGCCUGUUGGUCAAGCUUACUCCACUACAUCUUUCUUGAUGAGCAUCGGACGGAAAAUAUCAUCGGUGAUGGGGUGUGGGGUCACGAGCUACUGGGCGACGCUUCGUUUGAAUUACUGGAGGACGAGAUGGUGCAAUUGCCACAUCAGCGGGUGAAUCUUACAAGAUAUUCACGUGAAUUGUUCUUCUCACUCUGUCCAUUCGAUGGGGUACUGGAGGACGUUAAUUUACAGCUGCCCUCUCGUUUAUAG
Molecule: messenger RNA, 1218 nt
Organism: Penicillium pulvis
Lineage: Eukaryota; Fungi; Ascomycota; Eurotiomycetes; Eurotiales; Aspergillaceae
Exons: 1
Coding region: 1-1218 (405 amino acids)
Source: RefSeq, a predicted model, not a curated record